GCUAAAGGCCUCAUUAGACCCGAUCCACGGUACGUUAACGACUUACGGCCAGAAUAAAGUUCUUCCCUGGCACCUUUCGCCGGUUUUGACCCCCUGAAGGGGGGUUUUAACGGGGUCCUUGCGGCUCGGUUCAGACGAUGACACCGAACGAGGGAGGAGACUCGCUGCUGUGAAAGGUGUAAACGAAAUCUGCCAUGUCUGGUCCCACCUGGCUUCCACCAAGGACUCUGGACAGCCCAGAGCGAGCAGUUCCCCAGAUGUCCCAUUCUGCCGGCUCAGCAAUUUACAGAGCUCCUAACAAAAAGGGAGCCUCUGAAUUUCGUCCAAAAUACAGUCCCUUUGACCAGAACGGGGGAGCAGGAGGGAUGACCAAUAGGUACAUGGCUACAGGAGCCACAGCAGGUGGACCCAUUCAUCACUCAUCUAGCGAUCAUUAUUACUCCCCUCCCCAUGGUCCCAAUGAAGACCGCACCUGGAGCCCUCACAUGGACAGCUACGAGCUAAUGCAUCGUGGUCCUGAACAGCCAGCUGGCUAUCACUCCAAGAUUGACGCUGAUAUCGACUCUCUCACCAGUAUGCUUGCUGAUCUGGACAGCCACCCACAAGACUCCAGCACACAACUGUACGACAAUGUGCCUUACAACAAAUACCUCUCAGGGGAUCACUACAAGCCUGUACACCAGAGUGCAGGCCCUCCUCAGGGUCGGCCAUCGAUGGGCUACUCCGCCCACCCCCAGAGUCAAUACCACCCAGCGCCGCCCUACCCCAGUGAUCACCAGGCUCCUCAGUACUCCCAUCAGCAAGACUAUUACUCCUCCUCCCCAACCCCUAAACCGUACCCUCAGCCCGUGCCCGCCUCUUACACCACUGCCUCAACGCCUACGGGGCCCAGGUUCAGUGUCCAGGUCAAGACGGCACAGCCAGUCACCUACUCUCAAACAGGGAGGCAGGCUGAGCAGGCCUACACGCCUCCCCCUCCUCGGCAGCAUGUGUCCCGUCCCCCACCUCAGACUCAGACAGGUCCACAGGUGUGGUACCCUCCACAUCCCAGUUCACAGGCUCAGGAGAUGCACUCUGGGGCCGGGUACAAAGGGAGUCCCUCAGGGUCCGGGGGAAGGGUCAGCCAGGUUCCAGUGUCUCGGAGAGGAAUGGAAAAUAAUCAAGCGGGACUAGGAUCUGCACAGAGCCCUGUCUAUCAGCCCAGCAAGCAGGGGGCGGCAUCAACGAGGCCUGAGGAGGAGCUGGAUCGACUCACUAAGAAGUUGGUAUAUGACAUGAACCAUCCUCCAACAGAAGACUACUUUGGCCGCUGUGCCCGCUGUGGGGACAACGUGGUUGGUGACGGGAGUGGCUGUAUCGCCAUGGAGCAGGUGUUUCACGUGGAGUGUUUCACAUGCAUCACCUGUCACGCCCGCCUCCGAGGGCAACCGUUCUACGCGCUGGACAAGAAGAGUUACUGUGAGAGCUGUUACAUUAGUACACUAGAGCGCUGUUCAAAGUGUUGCAAACCCAUCCUGGACCGUAUCCUGCGGGCGAUGGGAAAGGCGUACCACCCCCGCUGUUUCACAUGCGUGGUCUGUAACUGCUGCUUGGACGGGGUGCCCUUCACUGUGGACGCCACCUCUCAGAUACACUGCAUAGACGACUUCCACAGGAAGUAUGCGCCUCGCUGCUCCGUGUGCGGUGAGCCCAUCAUGCCAGAACCAGGCCAGGAGGAGACGGUGAGGAUAGUAGCUCUGGACCGCAGCUUCCAUGUUCAUUGUUACGUCUGUGAGGAAUGUGGACUGCUGCUGUCGUCUGAAGGGGAGGGUCGAGGCUGCUACCCACUGGACGGACAUAUCUUGUGCAAGAGCUGCAGCGCACGCAGAAUACAGGACCUCUCAGCAAAAAUCUCCACCGACUGCUAACAAACGUCCUUCUCGUCCCCUCGGCCUCAGCCAGCUCGCUCGCUCUGUUGGCGUUCGUGAUAUUAAAAUGACAGAUGGCUCUAUAGUUCCCUCUGUUGGUCUGAGGUACACAUUUGAAUUUUUCCUGCUUUACUGUUUCUGAUCAAAAUGAAAGGCGUGUAAUGGGGGUUCUAACUUGCGGGGUUUCUUUUAUUCAAUUCAAUUGUUGUUAUUUCUGUGUUUUGCACUCAAAUGUCUGGUGUUCACAUCGUUUAGGUUAAUAUGACUGACAGUGGCCUGACCUGCAGGCAGCUUAGGAUCCACGUAUUCACAAUGGUACUGCUCAAGAGUUCACCAGCACAUUCACACUCAGACUAUCACUGUCAAGGACAAUGGAAAAUCUAAAUGGACUUUACAAAAACGUGUCGUAUCAUGGGACCUAAACCGUUGUUAAACGCCAGACGUCAGAACUGCCUCAACACAAGCACAUGAAAGCACACGAAGCAACAGCAGCUGUGACUGUACAGGCCAGACAGCAUGUAGCCUGUAGUGCAGUGAAUCUUUGCAGCGCAGUAGCCUCACAGAAUGAGAAAUAUAGACGUAAGGAUUGUGUAGUUCACUUUACAGCCCAUGUUUUUUUUUGUCUUUUUUCGCUUUUCCGAAACACUUACAUCAGUGUUAGUUAAUAACAGGAUUUUUGCCAUUUUUAAUCAUCCAGAGUGUUGUUUUUGGUUUUUUAAUGUCUACAAAAUGGUCUUAUUUUGAUUUUCUUUGUUGUUUGGUUGAUACUUGAUUGUUACAUUGAAGCUGAUGGUGCAAUGAAGUCAAACAGUUUCUCCUGUCUAAAGGAAAACAGGGUGUUGGUCACUUGAAAACAUCCUGCUGUGUAAAGGAUCCUCGUCUCAAGAGCCUGAAUGCUCUGUUUUAAGGGUCAGUGGUCACAUGUUGAUCACUGCAUUAGAAAUGUUUAAUUCACACCCAUAUUGGAUCCCAGCUUUUCAUGUGAUGUUUUUUUUCUCUUUAUUUUAACAUGUUGCACUCAUGGGCCAAGAGACAUUGGCGCUACAGUAUUCACGCUAGUUGUUUAACCUCCAUCUUAUCAUCCUGACUUUGUACAUGUGUAACAUUUGGAAGCCUUACCUCUAAUGUCAUUCAGUAUCAUUAUAAAUCCGUUUUGUGCUUGUUUUGUUUGUAAAUUCUGCUUUUGUUGUGACAGAUCUAGAUCAUGCAACGAGAUCAUAAAAUCUCAAUACAUUUAUUGUAUUAGUGUCAAUCAGCCUUUUACCAUCAAGGUCGGCCAACCUUAAUGUUCAGAGGCGUCAUUUCUAAUAUCCUGUAUAAUGCCACAUUUGUUUUCAUCCUCUUUUCUUACCAUGUACUCAGUUUGAAAUGCUGUGAAGUGGAGUUUGUAGAUAUGAGUCUGGUACUGCAGCAGCACUAAGAGGAGGGAUGGCAGUAGACGUGGCAGGUAGUUAUUUAUAGUAGGAGAAUGUACUGUACAAAGCCAUGAGUGCAUUUUCUCUUGCUGCAGCUUGUAGUAACAAUUGUUUAUUAAAAUGACAAUAAGCUCC
Molecule: messenger RNA, 3457 nt
Organism: Betta splendens (Siamese fighting fish)
Lineage: Eukaryota; Metazoa; Chordata; Actinopteri; Anabantiformes; Osphronemidae
Gene: trip6
Product: thyroid hormone receptor interactor 6
Exons: 11
Coding region: 195-1907 (570 amino acids)
Biological process (GO): cell-cell adhesion
Cellular component (GO): stress fiber; focal adhesion
Source: RefSeq, a predicted model, not a curated record